Prorocentrum cordatum is the source of this 313-nucleotide messenger RNA. NCBI's taxonomy places the organism in Eukaryota, Dinophyceae, Prorocentrales, Prorocentraceae. The record is from the annotation of a GenBank genome assembly.
GCUCUUUUACAGCCACACGGACGCAGUCCACGAGUACAACGCCGUCAUUAACAUCCUGCGUCAGGGUGGCCUCUACCGCGUCAAGGCAGAUGGCAACAGGUGGCUGCUGCUAUGGUCCAACCACCCGAGCCCGGAGUUGCUGCGGGCGUUGCGGCCUUCGCAGAAGACGAACCACUUCCCCGGCUCGUGGAACCUCGGGCGAAAGGACGUCAUCUGGAAGAACAUAUCCCGCAUGCAGCGGAAGCACGGGCGAACGUACCAGAUCACGCCACAGGGCUUCGUGCUCCCGAAGGCGUGCCGCGGUCCCGUGCAC